Molecule: messenger RNA, 5036 nt
Organism: Micropterus dolomieu (smallmouth bass)
Lineage: Eukaryota; Metazoa; Chordata; Actinopteri; Centrarchiformes; Centrarchidae
Exons: 29
Coding region: 692-4930 (1412 amino acids)
Biological process (GO): immune response
Cellular component (GO): membrane attack complex
Molecular function (GO): protein binding
Source: RefSeq, a predicted model, not a curated record
CAAACAAAACAAAAUAAAAUGCUUUACAAUUUUGUUUACUUCCCUAAAGAGCAAAGGACACUAAAAGAAGAGGUCUGUGGCUUCAGGCCAUCACCAGAGAGGAUGAAAAUGGUAAACUGGCAAACACGCCAACACAGUGCUCGGAGCAAGUGACUGUGAUGGGCUGUCGAACUGCAUCUGAAGGGUUCUACCAAAGAAUAAUAUCCACUCCUGACCUACUCUGAAAAACAAUAUUUGAUUCAAUCAGUGUUGCGGUCUCCCCUGGGGGGACUUACUCCCGUGUAAUAGGUGGACCCUCAGAAAAGAGCAACAGUGGACCAUGUGAUACUUGACCUUCACAGAGAGAACUCAGGUACACUCUGGAAGAUGUCAAAUCUGAUCUGAAGCUGUGCUCAAGAGGAUCACCCAGCUCAUAAUUCAUCAUAAAUCAUCUUUUCAUGUAUUGUUUAGCAAAACUCAAACACCAUGGGCCACCAGUGACGGAGCAUAAUUAUCAAUGCUGGAUCUUCAUUUAUUGAGGAGUAGCAGACAUCUCAUCAUGGAUUUGAAUGAGAUUUUCUCCACCAAAGAGCGACUGUAAGAGAGACUGGAGUGGGAAGAAUUGGACACUGGGAGUUGGGAGGAUUAGCUAGUGUGCUGCUAACCCAUGGUGGAUCUGCUGUGAGCAGGACAAGGGACUCAGCAGUGGAGGAUGUCAGCGGAGGCCGAGCUCCAGCCGGGUGUCAAAACCAGCCAGCGAAGGGAGUCCAGGAGGAUCAAAGGUCAGGACCGCACUGAGGCGGGGCUUAUUAAGCGUUUCCGUGGAGAUGGCGUGCGCUACAAGGCCAAGCUGAUUGGGAUUGAUGAUGUGACAGCGGCACGUGGGGACAAACUGUGCCAGGACUCCAUGAUGAAGCUGAAGGGAAUGGCUUCUUCGGCACGUUCCAAAGGGGAGCACAAGCAAAGGGUCUUCUUGACGAUCUCUUUCGGCGGGAUCAAGAUUUACUGCGAAAGAUCGGGGGUGCUCCUGCAUCACCACUCAGUCCACGAGAUUAGCUACAUCGCCAAGGACACCAGGGACCAUAGGGCCUUUGGCUAUGUCUGUGGGAAGGAGGGCCACCACAGGUUUGUGGCCAUCAAGACCGCACAGUCGGCGGAGCCUCUCAUCAUUGACCUGCGCGACCUCUUCACGCUCAUUUACGAUAUUAAACAGCGGGAGGAGAUUGAGAAGAAGGCCCAGAAGGACAAACAGUGUGAGCAGGCAGUCUACCAGACCAUCCUGGAGGACGAAGUGGACGAUCCAGUUUACCAGUACAUAGUGUUUGAGGCUGGACACGAACCCCUCCGUGGCCCCCAGUCAGAGGAGAGCGUUUAUCAGGUCCCAACCAGUCAGCAGAAGGAAGGGAUCUAUGAUGUCCCAAAACGCCAUUUCAUGACUAAUAUCAACCACUUUGAUCUUUUUGGCGAUAUGUCCACUCCUCCCUCGAUGCCCCCAUCACCUGCCAACACACUGGACCCUAGCAGGAGCAGCCGCCAGCAGCAACACACUCCUGCUGAGAUGUAUGCCCCCUUCAGCCCCACCUCCGUGCCAUCAGGUUAUAUGACCAUGGGUCCAGUGCAGGCGGCUCAGUGGGCGCAGCAGCCGUUUCCUGCCCAGGCUCAGACUCUGGCCUUCCCCGUGCAGGGGCCCCUCCAGGUGGCUCAGGUCCUCCCCGGUGGUCAGCCGGUCAUCUGGAGCCAGGCCAACAUUUUCCCUGCCACUCAGCAGCAGUGGGCGGCCAUGGCGGCCUAUAUGCCAGCCCAGACUGUGGGCGUGGGGGGGCACGCCAUACCAGCUGCCAUGCUCCAAGGCCUGGUACCCAUUACCACCAUGUGCCCCCAAGCCUGCGACCUAUCAGCCCCCUCCUCUGCCAUCACCAGCCCCCAGCACACGGCCGACCCCGCCCUGUUUCAGAGACAGCUGAGCCUGGGGAAGGAAGGCGUGGACUCAGAUGCAGGCGAAGGCCCCUCUACAUCAGGAGCCGGAGCAGCAGGUGCUGGGUUUGGUGUCACGUCAGCAGCAGUGAGCAGGUGUGGGACCCCAGGCCUCAUGAGUGUACCGGACACACUGGCCUGCAGUCAGCUGCUGCCACCUUCAGCUUCUGUGACCCAGGAAGAGGAAGGGAGCUGUAGUGACCUUGAUCUCUCUAGGAUGACCUUGAGCCCAGGUACAUCCACGUCACCGUCUACUGAAUCUCCAUCCACUCCAGCCCCUCAGCAGAGCUCAUCUUCAGACUGCCCUCCUUCCCAGGCCAGUGACCCCCCUACAGAUCAGUCCCCUGUAGACCCGAUGGGCUCCAGCAACGCCAAGGAGGAACAAUCGUACAUUGCAUGCACGCAGAGUUAUAUGACCAUGGGUCCAGUGCAGGCGGCUCAGUGGGCGCAGCAGCCGUUUCCUGCCCAGGCUCAGACUCUGGCCUUCCCCGUGCAGGGGCCCCUCCAGGUGGCUCAGGUCCUCCCCGGUGGUCAGCCGGUCAUCUGGAGCCAGGCCAACAUUUUCCCUGCCACUCAGCAGCAGUGGGCGGCCAUGGCGGCCUAUAUGCCAGCCCAGACUGUGGGCGUGGGGGGGCACGCCAUACCAGCUGCCAUGCUCCAAGGCCUGGUACCCAUUACCACCAUGUGCCCCCAAGCCUGCGACCUAUCAGCCCCCUCCUCUGCCAUCACCAGCCCCCAGCACACGGCCGACCCCGCCCUGUUUCAGAGACAGCUGAGCCUGGGGAAGGAAGGCGUGGACUCAGAUGCAGGCGAAGGCCCCUCUACAUCAGGAGCCGGAGCAGCAGGUGCUGGGUUUGGUGUCACGUCAGCAGCAGUGAGCAGGUGUGGGACCCCAGGCCUCAUGAGUGUACCGGACACACUGGCCUGCAGUCAGCUGCUGCCACCUUCAGCUUCUGUGACCCAGGAAGAGGAAGGGAGCUGUAGUGACCUUGAUCUCUCUAGGAUGACCUUGAGCCCAGCAUCCACUCCAGCCCCUCAGCAGAGCUCAUCUUCAGACUGCCCUCCUUCCCAGGCCAGUGACCCCCCUACAGAUCAGUCCCCUGUAGACCCGAUGGGCUCCAGCAACGCCAAGGAGGAACAAUCGGGGAUGGAAGCUCUCAAGGCCAGGACAGAAGCUCAUGAGAAAGAGAAGAGAGAUGAAGGACUAACCAUGCUUUCUGUUGUGAUAAGGAUGAGUGCACUCAGUUUGCAGUGCUGUCUACUGCAUGUUAUUUUGAGCCAGGUACUGCUAAGCAAAGUUGCCGUCACAACAGUGAGCAAUGACGAGCCUAGUGUUCGUGAAGCUCGGUCAGCGGGCAACGAGGUGGUAGUUCAUCCAGUGGACUGUGUUUUAUCAGAGUGGAGCGCAUGGUCACGCUGUGACACCUGUCAGAAAAAAAGAUAUCGCUUUGCUAAGCUGGACCAGCCGUCUCAGUUUGGAGGACAGCCGUGCAAUUUUCAUGGCAGGGAGGAGGAGGCCUGUAACGUUCCAGACCGCUACACCUGUGACAAUGUUCCUUUGUGUGAGGGAUUCUUCUGUACCCAAACAGGUCGCUGUAUUCCAAGAACUCUGCAGUGUAGUGGGGAGGAUGAUUGUGGGGACAUGUCGGAUGAAGUCGGGUGUAAGAAGGUUUCCAAGCCCUGCAGGCAGGAGGUGGAAGAGUACUGGGGAAUCGAAAACCUCGCCAAAGGAAUCAACAUCUUGAACAGUAACCUGGAGGGAGUGGUGCUUGAUAACAGAUAUUACGCUGGCGGCUGCUUACCACACUACAUCCAAGAUGUCAGAUUCAGGAAGCCUUACAACUUGCAACAGUACACUCUACAGACAAAAGGCUCGUAUGAUUUCACCCUGCAGUCUUUUGAAUCAUAUUCUGACUACAUGGACCACACCGUGAAGGAGCGCAUGACCAAAACUACGGUUUCCUUUGGCUUUGCCAUUCCAGGCAUAGUUGAAUUUGGCUUCAACUUCAAUGAUGAAAAAUUCACCAAAUCAGUUCAGAAGGUCCGCCGUGCUUCUGGCAAGACUAACAGUUUUGUGAGGGCCAAAGCAGAACUGGAGUUGGCCCAGUACAUGUUGAAGUCAGACGAUCUGAUGCUUCACCCAGAGUUCCUGCAGCGCCUGCGCUCCUUGCCACAGUCCUAUGUUUAUGGGGAAUACAGACAGAUCUACAGAGAAUACGGCACCCACUACAUCACAGAGGCUGCACUGGGAGGAGACUAUGAGCACACCAUUAUCCUGAACAAGGAGAAGCUUGAGAAGUCAGAUUAUUCUUUGGAAGACUACAAGCAUUGUACGCAGUCAGGUCUUAAGGUUGGGGCCAACAUCUAUGGUGUUUAUGUGUCAGCGGGGAUUCAGGGUGGAUCCUGUGAUGGACUGCUGAAUGAAAUUGGAGAGGACACAGUGCAUGGCAGCAUGGUGGAGGACUUUGUUGCUGUUGUAAAGGGUGGGAGCAGUGAAUCUAUCACUGCUUUAGUGUCUAAAAAGCUUCCCACCCCGCAGCUGAUGGGGCUGUGGGGCAACAGUGUGCGUGCCAAUCCUGACUUCAUUCGCACAACAACACGACCACUGUAUGAGCUGGUGACUUCCAGAGACUUCUCCCAGGAUGCCACCCUGAAAAGAAACCUGAAGAGAGCCCUGUCAGAGUACCUGGCAGAGGCUAGUCCAUGUCGUUGUGCCCCCUGCCACAACAACGGAGUGGCUGUUUUAAGAGGCACCAGGUGUGACUGUGUGUGUCCUGUUGGCUAUACUGGACGGGGCUGUGAAAUCACUCAGAGGCGAAAAGAUAUAGCCAUUGACGGCAGCUGGAGCUGCUGGGGUGCAUGGUCAUCCUGCAGCGGAAGAACGAUGACAAGGAGUCGACAGUGUAACAACCCAGCACCCAGCAAUGAAGGCUUGGCAUGCAGAGGACUGCAGCAAGAGUCUACUGAAUGCUUUUAAAAUCUGCUCAACAGCCCUGAUUGUAAACCUUGACUUUAAGAUUUCUAAAAAGGUCAUUGAAAAUCAAGGUUUUUAAAUAUUUGAAUAAAAACAGACUUGGAAAUGG